Messenger RNA from Empidonax traillii (willow flycatcher), 543 nucleotides. It is a transcript of the gene CFAP107, whose product is annotated as chromosome unknown C1orf158 homolog. The record is from RefSeq and is a predicted model, not a curated record. Lineage: Eukaryota; Metazoa; Chordata; Aves; Passeriformes; Tyrannidae.
CCAGGGAGGGUAGUGCUGGUGAGACAAUGAAAUAUGUUUGCAUCACAGAAAGAUGGAUGGGAUUGGUGGAAAACUGAACCCAAAUACUCUGCUACAGUUCCCAUUGGAAACUGGCUGGAGAAGAGGACAGGACUGGGAAAGAAAAAGGGGAAGAUCAUGAAGCAGCAGCUGAUACAGGAGAGUCUUUAUCUGCUCACAACCCAAACACUGAGGAGAGCCACCAUGGAGAAAUUUGAGGGCCUGGCACUGCAGCAUUUCUUCACCCAUCACAAGGAACAAAGAAUCCAAAAUUUAGUAUUGGAGUAUGACAAUAACUGCAAUAAACACAGUUAACCUGUGCUGCCUCCCCUCCAGAGCUGGAGCGGAUGCAAGUUGGCCUGGAUUCCUCAGAAAUCAGAUUUCCCCAUUCUCAAACCACCCACCAGCUCUGGGCUUCUCGAGCACCUGAAGAAACUGCACAAGAAAGAAGCUGAAUCCAGACCAGGAUGUUGUCCAAUUCCUGUGAAAGCCCCAAAACUUCUGCUUUUGCCUCUUGUCAGCUGA